GUGGCAGUGGCGGUGGUUAAUCAUCAAGGCUCUCUUUUUGAUGCAAGCGUGGGUAUAAAGGCAGGACCUUUGCAAUUGCAAAGCCUUUCAUUUCUCUCUUAUAUACAAGAUUUCUUGUUCUCUUAACAUCCAAAAAUCUGUAGAGUUCGUGGGUUUGGCAGAAUUUAUAGCAGAGUCUCUGAGGUGAAAAGCUGGAGGGUUUUGAACAGAGCAGAGUCCAAGUUCAAUAAAUUUGUGUUGUUUUCUGAGUGAAAAGGGGCUUGAAUGGAGGACAGAGUACUAAAAGUAGCACAGAAUCUCAAAUGGGUAUCUUUUUCUGGCCACUUUUAGGUGGGUUUCUCUCACUUUAUCUUUCUUUAUGGGAGGUGGGUUCUGCUAGCUCUGACUAGGGUUUUGAAUGGAGUAUUUAUAGUACUGAAAUCAAUGCUCUUUGUUUAGUUAAUUGGCUGCUUCUCUUAAGACUUUCUCAAAGCUCUUCUUCGAGCCUUUUUUUUUUCCUGAACUUCCUUUGUCCUCUGUUUCCUGAACUUCCUUUGUCCUCUGGGGCGGCCUUCCUUUAUGCAAUUUUGGUACUUUACGCUCAGUUUGGUAGCUUUGGAAACGGUGGCAAUUAUCAUUGUUUGAUCUUCGUGUUCACGUUUUACUACUUGGGCGCCUUUUGAUUUUCCCCUCCAUUUGGGUGUUUGGGGUUUUCCAUUGUUGGCUUAUCUAAUUGGGGAAUUAUCCUUUUUUUAUGCGAUGUUCUCCUCUGAAGGUUCAAUUCAAUUUACUAUGGCUGUGUAGAAAAUUCUUCUACUUGUUUGUUCGGUAGAGUCCUGAGAGUUACUGAUUAUUGGCUAAUUUUGACAUUACUGCGAAGGAAAGAUGGAUGGGAGUGAUAAUGAUAAGUUGGGGCUAGAGAAGAGGAAUGAUAAUCCUACAAACUAUCAGUCACCUAAUUUGCCCUCUGACUGGCGAUUCGAUGGCGCUAAUCUUUCAAAUACAUCUAUGGAUUUAGUUCCCACUGAUAAUCCCAUGUCAGUCUGCAGAGAAGAUGUUAUUGGACCUUCCUGUUCCUCUGCUUCAUUGCCAGAUUCAUUUGGGCAAACCCUUUGGGGGCAUCCUACCUUCUCACAAAAUCUGGGAUUCUGUGACAUUAAUGCUGACCAAUCAAAUUCAAUGGGAACUAGAAAAGCGGGUCAUGCCACUUUUAGAAGUGGUGGUGAUGGAACACUAGUUAUGGAUUGGAACCCGCAGAGUUCGAUGUUGAGAGGGGGCAUUUUCCUACCAAAUGCUCCCGGGAUGCUCCCGCAAAGCUUGUCUCAGUUUCCUGCUGAUUCUGCAUUUAUUGAGCGUGCUGCCAGGUUUUCCUGUUUCAAUGGUGGGAAUUUUAGUGAUAUGGUGAACCCUUUUGGCAUUCCAAAUUCUAUGGGUGUCUAUUCUCGGGGCGGGGGGUUGAUGCAAGGACCGCUAGAGGUUUUAUCAGGUGGUGGGUUAAAAUCAGUAUCUUCUAAUGUGAGUGAAGCUCCCAAGGACAUUUCUUUAUCUGUUAACUACGGUACUCCUGAGGGGAGUCCACUCAAGAAUGAUGGAAGAAGUGAAAGCCUGGUUAGAUCCCAUGACGAAGCAAAACAAGGUGUUGCUGGAUCAGGUAAUGAUUCUGAUGAUGCUGAAUUCAGUGGUCAAGGUGGUCAAGAGGAGUCAACAAUGUUGGAGGGUGCAGCUGGAGAAGCAUCUGCUAAGGGAAUCAGCUCAAGGAAGAAGAAAAGAAAUUGGCAGGAUAUGGAGCUUGAUCAAGCCAGGGGAGUUCAACAAAAUCUUGAAACUGCAAAGGGUAACUCCGAAAUUCAACAGAAGGGAGACCCAAAUCCCACUUUAACUAGCAGUAAGACUGCUGGAAAAAAUGGUAAACAGGGAUCUCAAACCUCAGAUCCACCUAAAGAGGAAUAUAUCCAUAUUAGAGCUCGAAGAGGCCAAGCUACAAAUAGCCACAGCCUUGCGGAAAGAGUAAGAAGGGAAAAGAUAAGUGAGAGGAUGAAAUUUCUUCAAGACCUUGUACCUGGUUGCAGCAAGGUCACUGGCAAGGCAGUGAUGCUGGAUGAAAUUAUCAACUAUGUGCAAUCACUGCAGAGGCAAGUUGAGUUUUUGUCUAUGAAACUUGCAACUGUGAAUCCAAGACUGGAGUUUAAUGUAGAAGGGCUUCUGGCCAAGGACCAGAUCCUUCACUCACGAGCUGGUCCUUCUUCGACAUUAGGGUGUUCUCUAGAUAUGCAAAUGUCUUAUCCUCCUCUACAUCCAUCUCAACCAGGGCUUAUUCAAUCUGCUCUCCAUGGCAUGGGGAGUCCUUCUGACAUACUAAGGAGAACCAUCAAUUCCCAAUCGACAUCCAUGACUGGAGCACUAAAGGAGUCCAGUCAGCUACCCAAUGUAUGGGAUGAUGAGCUCCACAAUGUUGUUCAGAUGGGUUUGGCAGCCAGUGCUCCUUCAGAUAGCCAAGAUGUAAAUGGGGAUUUAUCAUCAUCUAGCCAUAUGAAAAUUGAACUAUGAUCGUUCCUUUUGCUCUCAAUCUGAUACUGCAUUCAUUGCAGCCACCCUUGUUCAGCUUACUAUCUUAUUCAUGAUGUUCUUUCUUUUGGUAGUUGAGGCUACACAAACAUGCACGCCCAUCUUCAUGAAUUGAGCACUUACUAUAAACAGAAUGGAGCCCAUCCUCCACAUAUAAUAUGUGAGGUAAGUUCUGCGUACAUCUUGCUUGUACAGGAGUUGUUGACCUCUACCUGAAGCAAACUUUCUGAAUGUCAUGGAUUGGGCGAACAGCCAGGAUUCUCAGAUAUAUGCAGCUACAACAACCUCUAUGUCUUUUUGUUUGAGUAUCGAAGACUAAAGCCCUCAUGGCAGUAAAUUUCUCCCAUAUUCUGGAGCUAGAAUGUAUAGAGUAGGAUGCAGUGAUAUCACGCAUUAUCGGAGGUCAUGCAUCACAUUUGCUACCGAUGUGUUAUGUGAUUUCCAGAGAUGUCGCCGGGAAUCAUCACCGUGGUUUUGUAACGAUUAUUUGCUGAUGUUUUGGUCACCGAUACCUUAACUAUAGAACUGGUGUUACUGAAUUGUUAUUAAUGUAUAACUGAACUUAGGCUCUGAUGUGCAGAGCCAUAUUUGAAGCAACCAACUCUUUAUUUGACAAUUACAGGACUACCUUUAGCGUU
This is a messenger RNA of Tripterygium wilfordii, 3182 nucleotides long. RefSeq names its product transcription factor bHLH49-like. The transcript is spliced from 8 exons. Gene Ontology annotation, biological process: regulation of DNA-templated transcription. The record is from RefSeq and is a predicted model, not a curated record. Lineage: Eukaryota; Viridiplantae; Streptophyta; Magnoliopsida; Celastrales; Celastraceae. The coding region runs from base 865 to 2526 and encodes 553 amino acids. Gene Ontology annotation, molecular function: protein dimerization activity; DNA-binding transcription factor activity. Gene Ontology annotation, cellular component: nucleus.